CAAACAGCAGUGCAGGGUGUGAUGUGGAGCGCGCUACGAGCAGUCCCCGCGGGCGAGUCGCAAGCGCAGCUUCUCAGAAAGCGUUUUCCUCGAGUGAGCGCAGUCGCAGAUCGCGGUGACGAAUCCCCUACGUCACGUCGGUGACGCGCCGCGGUCAAGUCGCGGGUUUAGUAUAAAAACGUGCGAGUUGGCGCGCCGCGGGCCCUAGUGCUGCGCGUGCUCAGCCGGCACCCUGGCGCCCCGCCAUGACUGCAUGGACUCCGACGUGGACGAGUCGGGGGACGACUCCGUGCCAGCCGAUCCAGAGAAAUGGUCCCGCGACGAUGUGUUUCGCUGCGUGCGCUGGGUGUCGCGCACGUUCGGCGUGUGCGCGCCGCGCAAGCACCUGCUGCCCGACUCCGGGCGCGGCCUGCUCGCGCUCACCGAGGACAACUGGCUGCAGGUGUGCUCGGGCAGCGAGCAGGCGGCGCGCAUCUACCACGCAUACGUGCGGCACGCGCACGCCGGUGCCACGGGCCGCGCGCCGCCCGAGCCGCUGCCGGAGCACCAGGCCACCACCAGCGCGCCCGCUGACUACCACCCGUACGGCGCGCUAAGCUCGUGCUCGCGCGGCUCCGGCGGACAGGUGCAGCUGUGGCAGUUCCUGCUGGAGGAGCUGGCGGCCGGCGCGCCCGGCAUCUGCUGGGAGGGUCCCCCCGGCGAGGGCGAGUUCAGGCUGGCGGACCCGGACGAGGUGGCGCGGCGCUGGGGCCGGCGCAAGCAGAAGCCCAACAUGAACUACGACAAGCUGUCGCGUGCGCUGCGGUACUACUAUGACAAGAACAUCAUGAGCAAGGUGCACGGCAAGCGCUACGCGUACCGGUUCAGCUGGGCGGGGCUGGCGGCGGCGUGCCAGGCGCAGGCGGGGGACGCGCCGCCCUACUGGCACUACCUGCCGCCCGCCGCGGCCGCGCCGCCGCCGCAGCACCCGCCGGCCGCGCAGUAGCAGCGCGCGCUCUCCGCCCGCAGUGCGACACGCCGCGACACUCGGUCCCAGUUUGUGAAGGUUCGUCAGUGUCGAGUUUAACAGUGUUUCAAGUUUUCAAUCUUGUGCCGGAGACUGGACGCAGAUUACUCGCUGACUAUAAUGUUUUAUUUAAAAACAGUUGUAAGAACCAAUUUGCCCUGUAAAUACCCUUACACUUGCCCUUCAUAUAAAAUGGGAUUUAUUUAGAUUAAAUGAGAUCCUACCGUAAAUGGAAGAAAGCAGGCAAAGGGGAUGAGUUGGUGACAGACAAUAUCCGUACAGGUACCUGCUGUACUGCUGUAGCUACUGUAGCCCGUUAGGAGAACCGUUAGGUACGAGUAUGUUGUCAGGAGCGUGGUAGAGUCGCAGAUACCUACAUACUUAUAUUCCCUUAAUUCCGCCGUAGUUGUACUUUAAACCCCAUUAUAACGAUGUUUUUGAAAGUGGUUCACGCGCCGCAGUUAUACUCAUUGAUAACUUUAGCAAUAUAGAUUUUGCCUGAAUAUAUAGUUUCUGGAAUAAUACACAUAUCUACGACUCUAUAUAUGUAUAUAUCAUAUGUAUUAAUGAAUUAUUGUUGUUGUGUAAAGAUUUCGAUCUGUAAUAUAGUUAAUUGUCACUGUUACAUUAGGUGUACGUAAAUAAUUUAAGUUAGGAUUAAGCUCUAGUUCUUAUACUGUUCUUAGUAAAGCAAUAAGGUCACAUUGAUAAUAAUUAUUCAGGAUCUAUAGCCUAUAGGUACCUACUUAUUAAAUUGCAGCAAUAUGAAUAUCUGUAAUUUUGCUAUGACAUUCAUAAAAGUUCCUCUUUUGAUUUUGUACAAAUGCAAAUAUAAAAAAAACUUGCUGUUUUCCUCUUCGCAUUGGUGUCGUGAAAUAAUAUUGUACAUAAUAGUAUCCUUAGCUGACAUAAUAAGUAAUGUAGGAAUGUAGGAAACUAUUCUAUCGGUUGUGAACAUACUCUGUGAAGCCUAAUCGGUGUCUGAGUUACCUCUUGUGUUUUAUACUCGCCUGUCUUAGUCAUUGUUUACUCUUAAAAUAGGUUUUUACUUAUCCGUAAGAAGUUAUAUUUUAUUACUAAAACUUUUGUGACACGAAAACGAUUUAAUCACGCUUAUUAAUCGGGAUCGCACGACUAGUUCCGAACUCAACUGUAGUUAAACUGUUCGACUCGUGCCCUCUGUGCUACAACAGAUCAGAUUCAGUGCCGUAUUAUCCAUAAGGCCAGUGCCUAGGGGCCCACUACCAAAGAAAACAUCUAAAAAAAGCUUGAUAAAUUUUUCACUGAAAGAAAAUAACUUGAAGCAAGGGGGCCCCCACUACCAUGUUGCCUAGGGGCCCCUGGGUCCCUAGAUCCGCCCCUAAUCAGAUUAAAUCCCGAUAAAGACGCUUGAAACUGUUAUUAAAUAUAUUUUUUGUAUUUUUUUUUAUUGUGUGACUUGUGUGAGUAACGAACUUUACAGGUUCAGAUGUUAAGAUUCCAAUGGUCAGAAGUGCCGUAUUGAAAUUACCUGCAGAAACGUUUCAAGCCAGGAUACAGUUUCUGUGGUCCAUACAACUCACACAAAUCAUAUUAACUUAAGUAUUAUGAUCAGUAGAUAAUCAUAUUUGACUAUUGCGUUUCUUAUAGAAAUUAUUUUGUAAUAGCUUAAGAGCUAAGUGCUUGUUUUUUUUAUGUUUGUCUAUACAAUGGUCAUAGGUCGCGUAGGUAGACUGCAUGAACAAGCACCAACUUCACAUCAUACUCAUAAUGGGUGGAAGCAUCAAUGCAAAAACUUAUCGAAAUGUCUUGAAUUUCAUUUGUAAAACAUACUUAUUCAUCUAAGUAGUCACAGUUGUAAUUAUAUUAAGAGUUACUAUUUUUGCAUUGCGUGCUAUGUAUAAAUUAAAUUGUCACGAGAAUAUGACUUCCUUUGCAAAACAUUUAAUCGAGAAUGUAUUUUACGAUUUUUUUCGGUAUUAGAGAAAGAAAUUUCAUUUCUUUUAUAGCUGCCGCACUAGGGAAUUUAAAUCCCAGUCCCAAGUGUCACAAUCAUUCUCGUCUCAUGGACAGAAGCACCCAGACGCAAAACAAGCUCUUGUGGAUCGCACAAAUUAUUGUCCGCCGCGGGGAUCGGGAUCUGGCUUGAUGACCUCUACUCUUCUAUUGAUCGUGCAGACCUUAAAAAUAAUCCAAGUUUAGGACCCAACCGGAGUCCUUAAUUGGGUCGACUCGCAACCUGUCAUUUAAUAAUGAAUCAUUCUGACGAUGGAUAUCUACUAUAAAUAAUGUGUACCAGUUUAUACUGAUUCCUUUGCCUUUGAAUUGUCGAUGGUAGACUUCGAAACAAUAAAGACGCUUGUAUGACACCGUUUCUGACCCAUUUGGAGGUUGGGUUGCUCGCUUCCACGCCUGCUUUAAGACUUGGUGCAAGGUUCCCUGGGACCACUUCUUACUCUAAGAUCACUGCAGCUGUAAAACUAUCAGUUCUAUUCAGAGAGAGUCUUGGCGCGUUAUGUUUGUACUUAGUUUAGUUAUGUAUGCUCGUUCUAUGUUGUGUUUUGUUGUUUCACUUCAUAGUUUCUUUUUAGUUUUAUGAAAAAUAUCGCAAAUUAUCAUUUUUACUAUGUAAACAAUGUUGUACAUAUUCUGUUGCGUACCUACUAUGUGUUUUGUCGCUGGGGCUACUCACACUUAAACAGCUUCACAGUCCCGUACGCGGGAAAUAAAUGGAUGCGAACUUACGCGUUUUGUACGGACAUAAGCUGAAUAAGUGUGUGUAGUCCUUAAGGUGUCGUCUGUACAACUGUUGUUGAUUUUAUACUACGAUUACCUCCAAUAACGAAAAAUUGUUACCCUGUAAAGUAAACAGUAAAGUAUUAUUCAUUACCGGUAAUAUAUAUUUGACCGACACAACAGUUGUGAUUAAUAAAUAAUUAAAUAUGUUUAACCUCCCGACGCGUCGAUGCCAGUAUACAUAUCACAGCAACACAGUUCCUCGUCUACUCUUAAUGUUAUUGUACAUUAGAUAAUAAACUUUAUCGUCACAUUAAAA
Messenger RNA from Trichoplusia ni (cabbage looper), 4040 nucleotides. Its product is annotated as DNA-binding protein D-ETS-6-like. Gene Ontology annotation, cellular component: nucleus. The record is from RefSeq and is a predicted model, not a curated record. Gene Ontology annotation, molecular function: DNA-binding transcription factor activity, RNA polymerase II-specific; sequence-specific DNA binding. Gene Ontology annotation, biological process: regulation of transcription by RNA polymerase II; cell differentiation. Bases 254 to 985 code for a protein of 243 amino acids. Lineage: Eukaryota; Metazoa; Arthropoda; Insecta; Lepidoptera; Noctuidae. The transcript is spliced from 6 exons.